AUGAAUAGAACUGUCAGCAAAAUGAAGAGGCGGAAAAAAGACAGUAAAGUACGCGUUAGGUUCAAUAUAGCUAAUGUGACCGGCAUGAACCGCGGCUCCCGGGAGGAGUUGCUUGGCAGCUCCCAGGAAGCCCUGCGGAACAGCCAGCAUGACCUGCGGCAGGUGUACGAGCGACCACUCACCAAGGAGGAGAAGACCUUCCUUCUGCAUGCUGAUAGGGGAGACUAUGUCACUGUUAAGAGAUUAAUAGACCAGUACAUAUCCCAGCCAGAGGUACUGGACAUCAAUUGUGUGGACCCUCUGAACAGAUCAGCGCUCAUAGCAGCCAUCGAGAAUGAGAACAUUGAACUCAUCAAACUACUGCUCAUCUCAGGAAUCAAAGUCAAGGACGCUCUUCUACACGCCAUCAAAGAAGAGUACGUGGAAGCUGUGGAGUUACUUCUGCAAUGGGAAGAAGACAAUCACGUUCCCGGAGAACCUUACAGCUGGGAGUCCGUAGAUCCAUCAUCAGCGACCUUCACCCCGGACAUCACGCCUCUGAUCCUGGCUGCUCACAGGAACCACUAUGAAAUCCUCAAGAUCCUGCUGGACAGAGGAGCCACGUUACCAGUGCCACACGACGUCAAAUGCGGUUGUGACGAAUGUGUAAAGUCUUCUCAAGAGGAUUCCCUCCGUCACUCUCAAGCCCGCAUCAACGCGUACAGGGCACUCUCAUCUCCCUCUCUGAUCGCUCUCUCUUCUGCCGAUCCUCUCUUAACAGCUUUCCAGCUGUCCUGGGAACUGGGUAGACUGAGCAGAAUGGAGACAGAGUUUAGAGUGGAGUAUAAGGCUCUUCGACAACAAUGCCAAGAGUUCGCUACCUCUUUACUGGACCACACGAGAACUUCCAAAGAGCUGGAAAUCAUGCUGAACUACAACCCAUGGGACAUCGACUGUUGGGAACCUGGCGAGAGACAAACUCUCGGCAGGUUGAAACUGGCUAUCAAGUACAAGCAGAAAAUGUUCGUAGCACAUCCGAAUGUCCAGCAGUUAUUAGGAGCUAUAUGGUAUGAAGGUCUACCAGGGUUCAAGAGAAAAAACAUCGUCGGACAAUGUAUACAGGUACCUAAUUACUUACUGUAAAAUAAUUUGAAAUUCUGCAUAUUAGAUUACCUUCAUGAUAUGAUUUGCGACUCUGAAGGCGAAUUUGAAACAAAGCCUAUAAUUAUUUGGAUAACAUGAACCACCUGUAACUUUUUCCUUCCAGCUCUCCUAUCCCUAGCAUCUCAGCGAGCAGACUACCUGGUGUUAGAGUGGUCUGGAAUUACCUGGCUCCAGGAGCUGGUGGACCAUUGGAAGGAGAGGGAGCGAGGAUCCUUGCCCAGCAUCAUAGAAUUCAGCGUCAUCAUCUACAUAGCAAGUUUAAUCUGGGCAGAAAUAAGAUCACUAUGGACAGGUGGCAUCACAGAGUACAUCAGUGAUCUGUGGAACAUUGUGGACUUCAUCACAAACGCUUUCUACAUCGCCUGGAUCAGCUUGCGAUUUUCUUCUUGGUAUAUUGUCCAGCGAGACUACAACUCAGGAACAGACCCCUGGUAUCCUCGAGAGAGAUGGGACUCUUAUGACCCCAUGUUGCUCUCAGAGGGCGCCUUCGCAGCCGGCAUGAUAUUUUCCUUCCUCAAGCUGGUCCAUAUCUUCUCCAUCAACCCUUAUCUUGGACCCCUUCAGGUCUCCCUUGGACGAAUGAUCCUGGAUAUUUUGAAAUUCUUCUUUGUGUACAUGCUGGUGUUAUUUGCUUUUGGAUGUGGUUUGAAUCAACUCAUGUGGUACUAUGCGGAACUAGAGAAGAACAAAUGCUACCAUCUGCCUAAUGGAAUCCCUGACUUCGACGGUCAAGAACGAGCCUGCACUAUUUGGAGACGAUAUGCUAAUCUAUUUGAAACCUCCCAGUCUCUAUUUUGGGCGUCUUUCGGUCUAGUAGACCUGACCACCUUCGAGCUGACAGGUAUCAAGAGCUUCACCAGGUUUUGGGCACUCCUGACCUUCGGGUCAUACUCCGUGAUCAACAUCAUCGUACUCCUGAACAUGCUGAUUGCUAUGAUGUCCAACUCUUAUCAAAUUAUUUCGGAACGAUCGGACACUGAGUGGAAAUUUGCCCGUAGUAACCUGUGGAUGUCUUACUUUGAGGAUGGAGACACAGUACCUCCUCCCUUCAAUAUCAUUCCUACGCCUAAGCACUUCAUGUGCUGGAUCAAACGAUGCUGUGCCAACAGAGAUCGGGGGUCGAUUAUUAACAAAUCCCGCGAAAAAGCCCGCCAAGAACACGAAGCCGUGAUGAGGGUCCUAGUCCGAAGAUACGUGACAGCUGAACAGCGAGCCAGAGACGAGACAGGAGUCACCGAAGAUGACGUCAUGGAGAUCAGACAGGACAUCUCCACGUUACGAUAUGAGCUGAUAGAUAUUCUCCAUAACAAUGGCAUGAAAACCCCAAGGAUUAGUAUGCAAGACGCCACCGUUGCUGGCAAAAAGGGCAAAGUGAUGGAGAGAAGAAUCCUGAAGGACUUCCACAUCGGAAUAGUGGAAGGAAUCAUCAAAGACGUUAUAUCCAAGGAGAACAAGCCUAAAGAUGUGUUCAGCCAAAUCGCUAAAGCUAUCGUUAGGAGAGGAAGCACGGAGGGCAAAAAACGUGACUGGAACGCCUUGGUCCGUACAAACACCGUCCGCAAGGAUCCUAUAGGCACCACUGCUGAGGCACAGACGAGGAGGAGUCGCCAAUCCCUCAGACUGCACAUCCUUGAUAACAUCUCCUCCAGAACUAUUGACCCGCAGAAGUUGUUAGAAUACAAUCCACAACUGGCAGCAGUAUCUCCAUGCACGAGGGUAGCGUACGCCAAGUUUAUGAGGAGCAAGAUCAAGUCAGAUUUCACUGAGCGAGAGAAGAAGUCCAGAAGGUCAUCUGAUUUUAGUAUAGAAGAUGAAGUCUUUGAUGCACCGAAGAAGAAGGAGAGUUGUAAGAGAUGCAGUGCUCGAUCAUUCCGCAGUAGGACACCGAUACCUGAAACUUCAGACGACGAGGGGCUGAACGAAACUGAAGUACAAGUGGAGGCCGAUGUUGAGGAUAAAGCUUCCGAAGGAGGAUCAGAACAGACACGUCCUCUAAAAUCUUCAUCACAAGAGCCGUCAGAGCCGAGUACACCAGCUUUCGACCCAGUCGACGGCAGCCGUCUACCACCACCUACAGAAUUCCAAUCAACAGACCACAUCAUCACCAUAGAACCGGACACUCCAACGAAGACCCUAUACAUCACACAAGAGGAAGACUCAAACCUUCAGAAACCCAUCACUCCUACUCCUAGCGUGCAUUCCCAGUCGGAGCAAAUCCUAUCAGCUUCAAGUUUAGAGUCACAAUACAAGAAAAUGACUUCAGAUCCUCCUAGUGUGACGAUUACUCCUGAUCCUAGUGAAACUGAGAGGACUCCUCGGAAGUCCAGCACGCCAAGGUCUGCAAGGGUCAGUCCUAGUCCAUCUCCAUCACCAUCUGCCUCUCCCGCUCCGUCCCCUUAUGGAAGAGGUAGGGGCAAGUCAAAAGCCACAGGGAAAGUAGUUUCUGGUUGGCUUUGAGCUGAAUGUGGACCGUUAGCUGUUCUUGUUAUUUUAGGAAUUUAAAAGAGAUUUUAUUCUAGUCAACUGAUGCAGAGGUUCCCAACUGAAGGUGUGCGAUGAUGAUAUUGAAGGUAAAGUUUUGAAUGGACGUUCCGUGGUUAAAAAAGGUUGGGAGCCUCUGGUAAUGUGUUGCCUUAAAAUCGACAUAUUAGUGAGAUAUGCUGUUGUAGCAAUAACUAGUUUUUAUCGAUAUAUUGUCUUCUUACUUAGGAUUUUCUGGGUCACGAUUCCUUGAUAGAAAAGUAUUACAACAAAGAUCUUCAUGAUGUCAAGUAUUUGUGUUGUAUUUUGAAUAGAACAAGCCAUAUCAUUUUAUUUUAUAUUAUAACAAACUACUUUUCAGAACGAAAGUGCCUUUUAAAGUAAAAAAAAAAUGAAUGAAAGUGCCUAUUUAUUCUUUUUUAAUAGAGUUCGUGACCUAGAAAUACUAAUAGAUCUAAAUAUAAUGGACGUGCAGUAACGAAUUACUAGGAACUAAACUAUUUAGAGCCGUAUUUUCGAACCUUUUAAAUAUAUUUUGUUGUAGUAGGUAAUUGAAAAUGCUUUUAUAGAUUUUACGAAUCAUGAUAAGCACUUUACUGUCAAUAGCUAUAACUCAUGUGCCCUAUCGAAUAUAUUUACGACCAUGUAUUGAAAAUUGAAAUUGAAAAAAUCAACACUAUAUUUAUACUAAAUCAACUAUAAAUUGCGGUUUACUCACGUGUAUAUACUGAGAAAAGCUCUA
Messenger RNA from Spodoptera litura, 4366 nucleotides. The record is from RefSeq and is a predicted model, not a curated record. NCBI's taxonomy places the organism in Eukaryota, Metazoa, Arthropoda, Insecta, Lepidoptera, Noctuidae.